Messenger RNA from Rotaria sordida, 1659 nucleotides. The record is from the annotation of a GenBank genome assembly. NCBI's taxonomy places the organism in Eukaryota, Metazoa, Rotifera, Eurotatoria, Philodinida, Philodinidae.
AUGCAUUGGUGCAAUCAGCUUGAUUGUUUGGAGUUUAAUUGUUGCCGUAUCAAUCAAAUAUGGUGUUUUCAUACUUAUGCUGAUAAUCAUGGUGAAGGUGGAACAUUUGCUUUAUGUGGUUUAUUGACAAGUGAAAACAGUUUCUUAGGUCGAAGACGCAAGAAAGUAAUAAUCGUUAUAUCGAUGCUGGCUGGAUCUCUCUUACUUGGUGAUGGUGCACUAACACCAGCUGUAUCAGUGUUAUCAGCUGUCGAGGGAGUGGCCAUUGAAGCUCCCAAGUUACAAAAGUGGAUUGUACCGAUAACAGUAAUAAUUUUAAUUCUUCUUUUCGUUGCUCAACGAUGGGGAACGUCGAAAAUUGGGAUUACUUUUGGACCGAUCAUGUGUUUGUGGUUUUUGUGUCUGUUUAUGAUUGGUAUUUGGCGAACAACUUACAAACCAAGUAUUUUCAAAGCAUUUAAUCCAUGGGAAGCAUUUCAUUAUUUGUUAGUAGAGAAGAAAAGAGGUUUCUAUCAAAUUGGUGGUGUUUUUCUCUCUGUCACUGGUCUGGAAGCAUUGUAUGCUGAUCUAGGCCAUUUUGGACGGUGGCCAAUUCGUUGUUCAUGGUUCUUCAUUGUUUUUCCUGCUGUAUUGUUCAAUUAUUUGGGACAAGGUGCACUGUUAAUCGUCGAUCCAACUUUGAUCGAUAAUCCAUUUUAUCAUUCUGUUCCACAUUGGGGACAUUGGCCUAUGAUCGUUCUGGCUACCAUAGCAACAAUAAUUGCAUCACAAGCCAUAAUCACAGAUCUUUAUACGUGGUCAUCAAAUGCGAUCAAGAUUCCGUCUGGAGGAUGGGUUGCUAUUCUGAUUGGAUUCGCAUUUUUCAUUCUUGGUUUUUGCUGGUUUUUCGCGAUAAGACUCGGCAUAUUAUUUCGAGACUCGCGACAAGAUUCUCGAAUUUCAUUUACUGAUAUUCCAAUCGUUUGGACCAUUAAAAGGACUGAGCCGGAUAACAUAUCAUAUUCGGAUUCGGAUUCAGAUUCAUAUGUUGGUUGUGAUGCGAAUGGCAACGGAACUCUACCCAAAGUUCAAAGCCGUGUGCAAUUAAUACAAAGAGUAUCAAUACCAUUGCCAUCCUCCGGUGCAUCUUCCAAUUUGGAGUUACAUAAUAUGAAUACGAAUGAUACCAUUCCAGCUGUAGUGACGCCAUGCAUUGCUUGUUUUCUAACAAUGUCGAAGAAACAUACACCUCAUGUAUUUGAAAAUUUUGUAUCGCACAUGCAUUCCAUACCUCAAGUAAUCAUAUUUCUUAAAAUUGAGUAUUCAAAACGAGCAAUAAUCAACGACAAUGAGCGUCUUACAGUGAAAACCUAUGGUGAUAAUAUUUAUCAUAUUACAGCAUCGUACGGCUAUUCUCAAUAUCGAAUAAAACCCUACGAGAUUUUAUUACUCGCUAGUGCACAAUAUAAUGUGCCAAUACCAAAUGAUGAGUUACAAGUUACAUUUUUCGUUCCAAAUGAAACCAUCAAAGUAUCAACAGUUGGUUGGAGAAGCUGGAUUCGACGUUGGCCAUUGUAUAUUUAUUCGAUCCUAAAAAGUUUAUAUCCGGGAGCAGCAGUGAACAUUAAAUUAAAUCCUGAGAAUACCAUUAGCAUUGGUAUAUUGGCAAAGUUGAACUGA